Molecule: messenger RNA, 629 nt
Organism: Theobroma umbraticum
Lineage: Eukaryota; Viridiplantae; Streptophyta; Magnoliopsida; Malvales; Malvaceae
Source: RefSeq, a predicted model, not a curated record
UACAAAAGGGGAGUAAGGUUAGAGUAGCCAAAGCAAAGAAGAAAAGGGGCAAAAAAAAAGACCAGAAAAAUAAAGAGAGAAAGAAAAAGGCUUAAUUAUGAUGGCAAGCUCAUGGGCUGGUGUGUUAACUUUGGUGGUUGUGCUAGUUGUGGGUGUUUUUGAGGUUCCUAUGGCAAGGGGAGACAUGAGCCCUAGCCAGUGCAAGGAGGAGCAGAGGCUCCUUGUGAAUGCAUGCCGGCCGGUCAUAUUCGGCCGCAGCCCCUCAGCCGCCUGCUGCCAACGUGUCAAGGUCACCCAAGUAGAGUGUGUGUGCCCUGUUGUUACCCCUAAGUUGGCUGCACUCAUCGGAGUGGAACGCACCAUUAAGCAAAUCGAAGGCUGCGGAAGGAGUGUUCCUCACAACUUCAAGUGUGGAAGUAUCACUACUCCAUGAGAAAGGAAACAAGGAUCAUCUUAGGAUGACUAUAUAUAUAUAUAUAUAUAUAUAGUUUUAAGAGUUGUAUUUAAUCAAACAUUUUAUCUCUUUAAUCUGUACUUGUGCAGAUGUAUGUGUGUGAAAGAGAGAUGUUUUUAUGAUGAUCUCCUUACUUCCUUGAAUGAUAAUAAAAUUGAGAACUGGUUGUGUUUUU